GGCUGAUGUUGAUUAGGUUUUUACAACGGCCUAGGCCCGAUUUCAUAGCAGCAGUUCGCGAAGAUUUGUACGCAGCUGUUCAGACAAAACACAAAAAAUGGCGUGCAGUUUUCAAGACUGUGAACCAAACCAGCUCAGAUUUACGUUUCCCGAAGGUGGAUACAACAAAAAUUUCAAACUCAUCUUCUGUCCUGAUCAGGGAACGCAAACAAGCAUUAUCAGAUUCAAAUGGUCAGAUUCCUACAAGUGUGACAUCGAAGACGGAUACGGAAUUAAAUUUCUAUCUGAUAAUGAAGCCCUGAUCACAUUACCUGAGGACCUCAAUGAUAUACCUGGAAGUCUCAAGUACCAAUUCUCAGGCCAGCAAGUAAUCAGCCCAGUAGGAUGCUCAUGGCCAGUGACAGAAAACCACAUGGGUGGUAACACUGUUGAGCCUCAAGGUGUCACCAAUUUGUUACAAAGUGCACCUGAACCGCUUCUUCCGAUGUCAGAUGAUUCCGGGAAAGGAGAUACCAACCUUGGAAUAGUUAUUGGUUGUAUUUCUGGAGCUGUUCUCAUCGUCCUCACCAUUCUCCUCAUCAUCUUUCUGUUCAGAAGAUACAAGCAUAAGCAAAGUCCUUCCUGUUCAGAGGAACCUAACAUGAAUGAAAGCCCUGUGUUAGGACACGUAAACAACAUAAUGGUGGAAAAUGAACAGAACACCACCAGGAAGGAAACAGAUGUCAGUGACAUAGAUGAGAAGGAGCCAUUUCUUUGGAAUGAGCAAGAAUCAAAUGAAAAAAAUGCCUGUAACAAGGGUUCAGAGAAGAAAAGCAGUGAUGGGGAAUCAGAUAACACAAAGAACGAUGAAGGUUUUGAGGAAAAGGGAAGCGAUGAGAAGAAAAGCAGUGAUAAGGAAUCAGAUAAAACAAAGAACGAUGAAGGUUUUGAGGAAAAGGGAAGCGAUGAGGAAAAGGGAAGUGAUGAAAAAAGCAGUGACUGCGACACUGAUGAAAAUAACAGCGAUGAGGGCUUCGAGGAAAAAAGUGGGAGCUCGAAGCUUGGAGGAGAGAAACAUGGAUGAAUCGAUGUACUUGAUAAAAGCAGCUCAUUAUUCAUCUUCUGCAAACGACUUUUUAUCGGAGUGUAUUAUCAUUUACUUACAUCUCACAAAGCACGCCGUUACACUCGGAGACAGGCGGGAGGAAGUGCUGGCAAGACCUGCACCGGGAACUUUUUAUAAUAAUGGAAAACUAAAAACGUGGCCUUAUCUUUGGAUUUUGUUAUCCAGCAGGCAGUCACUUUUUGCAUUGAUGUUAUCAUUCAAAUUUUCCCAUUUGUUCUUAUAUCUUAGACAAAAUUUUAGCUAUUUACACUUUAAUUUUGUCGGAUAUAUCCAUGUAAACAAAUACUUUAAAAAACUGCCAACAAUGUGUCUCGAGCUCCCUUACACCAAGGGAUUAUAUGUGCUACUGUGUUGUGUGCGUCCCUCUGAUGGAUCGCUACCUUGCCGCGGUCAGAGGGCUUACAUGUCUCUACACCUCAACCUUUGCAGACUGGGAAACAAACCCACUCUUAAAGGUUGAGAGUAGAGACCAAACUAAGAGCGAUCCUCUAGCCCUGGCAAUUCACGGUGGUUGGUCCAUGGACGACCAGUGGCAAUGAAGUUAACUACAUCACUGACUUUCAGACUAUCCAGUGAAACAAUUAACUAUGAAAAAAUCAUUCAGAAGUAGAAUAGUUUAACUAUGUAUAUCAAAUGUUCAUUAACCAACCACAAAAAACAAGAAAAAGACUUAAGACUUAGGCAAACUAAGAAUGCCAUGAUUUAACUGAAACAAGGAAAAACAAAACACAAAUUAUUGCCACUGGUUGAAAUAUUGAAGAGAUUAAGAUGUGAGCCAUAUUAGAACUUCUCCGGAUGUCAAAAUAUCGUAAACUUCCCAAUUCCGUCUCGGCCAAACUUAAUUACUACAAAUGACAUGAAUAAAAUAAUAUCCCCGAAACACAGUAAAAGCAAAAGUGUUUUCAAAAGUCGUAAUGAGCAUUAAAAUUUUGAAAUGGAUGGAAUAAUAAUUGUUUUACUUAACUUAGCUAAAAAUCACAACAAACAGUUCAUUAGUACGUAUUACUUACUCUGUAUAAUGUUUCGGAUUUUUUUUUUUUUUGUGUGUGUGUGUCAAGUUUUUGCCCAUGGCUUCUUUAGGUUUGUCUUUCCACAGUAGAAUGAACCUGUUGCUUAUUUUUUAAUCUUUUCUACAUGGUCCCCAGUGGGAUCAAAUGAAUGCCAGUCACUUAAAAUUACAUCACACCUGUAUGGUUUAUUUCUAUGCUUUUGGUAUCCUGACUGGACUGACCGUUAUGUCAGGCGGAACAAAACAUUUUUGAAAAAGUUUGAUUAGUUCGAAGAUCAGCGCAAGCUUUAUUAUCACCAGCUUUUUCCCCGAUGUCUUUUGAAUACGUACUGAUGGUUAAAGUUGUAAUUAUAAACUGACUUGAAAGAAAUACUUACAGUAACUUGCUAUAUUUUACGGUAGGUCAUUUUAUUAAUAAACCAUGGGUAGAAACUUGAACACUGCGCCACAAUGCAGUAGCAUUACUUAGUCCACGUUGCAAUAGAACAUGAGACACACUGUUGGCAAUUUUUAAGGAUUUGAGCAUUUAUCCGGAAUGAUGAGUUCAUCAAAAUGUUAAUUAUGAGUCAGUUUGCAGACAGGUAUACUUCUAGGAUUUUUGGUAUAUUUGGAAAAAUCUGGGAAAUGUGAACAGAUUGUUUUUGAACUAUAAAAGUCGCUUUUUCUUUUUUUGUUCCUUUUCCGUUUUCUUUAACACUUGAUUAUAGUUUUUUGUCCGACAUUUCUAUUCGUAGUCUUCAGCACUGAUGUUCCCUUUAACGCUGAAACACAAAGCCAACCUUCGGGAAAUCAAACAUAAGGCGUGACUCGAAAAUAGAUAUCUAGAUUUAUAUAAUUGUUGUUGUCAUGAUUGCAUUAGUUUUGCACUUGUUUUAUGGAAAUAAAAGCACAUUGUGUUGUUUGCCUAGAUGUAACUUUAACACAAAUAAUACAACUGUUUAUUUCAAUUUUGAAACAACUAAUACAUUGUUUAUUUCAAUUUCAGCACAUCUAAUAAAGUUGUUUAUUUCACUUUUAGCAUAACUAAUGAAAUCAUUUAUUUCAAUUUCAGAAAAGUAAACAUGAAUGCCUUUAUCUAUCCAAAUGUUGACUAGGAUGCCUAUUUUAAUAUAUAGUAGUUAAAAUAUGAUGUUUGCAAACAUUGAACUACGUAGUUAGUUAUAGGUUUAGUUAGUAUUUAUAAUAUAUAUAUAGUGUAAAGUAUUUAGUGUCGACUAGCUACAUAGGUUUUGCAAACUUGACUAGAUAGCAGUCUUUACCAAUAUUGUAAAUAACUGCCAUUCUGUUUGUUACAUCUGGAUUGACCCACACCCACUUAGCCUUUAUUCUUUAGAGAUUUAGGGAUUUUUUCAGCCUUUUGUCUUGUCUAGAGAAGACCAGGAACUGGGGCGUGGAAAACUUCCAUUGGCGUCAAACAAGCCUUUGUUUCAAAAGCAAAUAAAUAUUGUUUUUGGUGUUGUGCAAUAUAACCUAGUAUAUACUUUUUUACUAUUUUAUU
Pomacea canaliculata is the source of this 3612-nucleotide messenger RNA. RefSeq lists its product as uncharacterized. The record is from RefSeq and is a predicted model, not a curated record. The transcript has 10 exons. Lineage: Eukaryota; Metazoa; Mollusca; Gastropoda; Architaenioglossa; Ampullariidae. The coding region runs from base 98 to 1063 and encodes 321 amino acids.